This is a messenger RNA of Otolemur garnettii (small-eared galago), 1374 nucleotides long. It is a transcript of the gene GGCT, whose product is annotated as gamma-glutamylcyclotransferase. The transcript is spliced from 4 exons. The record is from RefSeq and is a predicted model, not a curated record. NCBI's taxonomy places the organism in Eukaryota, Metazoa, Chordata, Mammalia, Primates, Galagidae. Gene Ontology annotation, molecular function: gamma-glutamylcyclotransferase activity. Bases 108 to 671 code for a protein of 187 amino acids.
UCCUCUAACCCCGAGGAGUCGGCGGUGAUCGGGCAGGGGUCGUUGGCCGCUACGCUCGCACUUAGCUACUUACACCUCUGCUCCGGAUCCCCAGGGCUGUGCGGGACAUGGCGAACUCGGGCUGCGAGGACGGCCAGGGUGGGGAGGAGACUUUUUUGUACUUCGCCUACGGCAGCAACUUGCUGACGGAGAGGAUCCACCUCCGGAACCCCUCGGCCGCGUUCUACUGCGUGGCCCGCCUGCAGGAUUUUAAACUUGACUUUGGCAAUUCCCAAGGCAAAACAAGUGAAACUUGGCAUGGAGGUAUAGCCACCAUUUUUCAAAGUCCUGGCGAUGAAGUGUGGGGAGUAGUAUGGAAAAUGAACAAAAGCAAUUUAAAUUCUCUGGAUGAGCAAGAAGGGGUUAAAAGUGGAAUAUAUGUUGUAAUAGAAGUUAAAGUUUUAACUCAAGAAGGGAGAACAAUAACCUGUCGAAGUUAUCUGAUGACAAAUUAUAAGCGUGCUCCCCCAUCACCACAGUAUAAAAAGGUUAUUUGCAUGGGCGCAGAAGAAAAUGGUUUGCCACUGGAAUAUCAAGAGAAGUUAAAAGCAAUAGAACCAAAUAACUAUAAAGGAAAGGUCUCAGAAGAAAUAGAAGAUAUUAUCAAAAAGGGGGAAACACAAACUCAUUAGAACAUAACAAUUCAAUAAGGAUAUUCUCUCUCUCUGUGCUAACAUAAAAUAUUUUUAACAUUCGAGACCAGGGAUCUGGGAUAUGUCCAUGUUUCAUCGAUUUUCAUCAGUUCUCUGAAGGGCUAUCUCACUUGCGUGAUUCCUUGUUUUCAGACUAUAAAAGGAAAUUGGUUUAGGAGUUAGACAAUAAAAAAGGGCCCUAUGAAACCCUGGAGUGCAUGACAAAUGGAUGUGGGUACACUUUCUGUAAACACAAAAGCUAUUUUCUUGAGUUGAUCUUAAGUGUCUUCUUGUGUGGCAAAGGGCAGAGUUGCAGCUUGCUUGAUGAUGGUACUGGUGAAUUCUGCUCUACCCGGGAAUUUUUUUUAAUCAUCUUCAUAAGAGUAAGCAAACUGCAGAGUUGGUUGGAAAGAUUAUACACACUAUUUUUAGAGGAAUAAAUGUACUUGUGGUGUAACCUGUUUUUUCCUACUAAAGUACUCCAUUUCAUUAUGUUGUUAGACUCAAAUCAUUACACAUACAGGGUUUCGUCUUGGCCAGAUAGGGUCUAUACUAGAGUAGUAUUAGACAGACUCUAGAGGCAGAUAGCCUACCACUUUCUAUCUGUGAGACUUUGGGUUAUUUGUUUCUCUGUGCCUGAGUUAUCUUACCUGUAGAGUAAGGAUAAUUAAAACACAUAUCUUAAGAUUGUUUUGAAGAAGAG